Molecule: messenger RNA, 237 nt
Organism: Symbiodinium sp. CCMP2592
Lineage: Eukaryota; Dinophyceae; Suessiales; Symbiodiniaceae
Source: the annotation of a GenBank genome assembly
GUGGGCCGAACCCGGUUGAAACGCAGUGGAAUGGCCUCGGCACUGGGCACCGGCACCACUGCGGUCGUAGCUUUGCUCUGCCGAACGUCUUUGCGCCUCUACGUGGCAAACUGCGGCGACUCAAGAGCAGUCUUGGUCUCCGGUGCGGGCGCUGUGGCCCUGCUCGACGGCUGUCGACCAGAUGCGUUGCUGGCAGCAGAUGCGCCCAAUGUACGUGCGCUGCUUCGGAAUGCGAAG